Messenger RNA from Branchiostoma belcheri (Belcher's lancelet), 3706 nucleotides. Its product is annotated as CMP-N-acetylneuraminate-poly-alpha-2,8-sialyltransferase-like. The record is from RefSeq and is a predicted model, not a curated record. NCBI's taxonomy places the organism in Eukaryota, Metazoa, Chordata, Leptocardii, Amphioxiformes, Branchiostomatidae. Gene Ontology annotation, biological process: N-glycan processing; oligosaccharide metabolic process. Gene Ontology annotation, molecular function: alpha-N-acetylneuraminate alpha-2,8-sialyltransferase activity.
CCGAGUCUUCACGUGGAUGGGUGACGCUUGUCGUGCAAUGAAGAGGAGUCCAUUCAGAGUCGGAGACAAUGAGAAGUGUGCAGGUGGGGAAUGACAUGAAGCGUAAGGCUGUGAUGCGCCGGCUGCUGCUGCUGACCACCUUCAUGCUGGUGACUCUGGUGCUGAUCCUCCAGCCACACCUCCAGCAACACGGGCUGCUCUACAAGACUGCCUCUGUCACGUCCAGUCCUCCUCCUUCAAAGUCAGAACUGCAGGGAAACUUCUCGGCGGUUGCCAUACCAACAGGACACGCCCUGGUACAGCCUGAGCUGAAGAGGCAUGACCCUAUCAGCCCAGACGAACGUCCGAAAACGUUGCUGCUCAGCAAGACCGUCCUGAAACCGCCGAGCAACCGAACCAACCUGACGCAGGCCGAGGUGUCCGGACCACUGCGCACCCGGUUUCAGGAGAGGAUAGUGGACGCCAAGCAAUGGAGCUGGAACAGGACAGCAAUGCUGGAGCUAAGAAAUGCAGUCCGUAAGGUGAUUGACACCGCCAAGAGCAUCUCCAUCCUGCGCUCGCAGACGCACAUCGGGGACGUCAUGCACUACGACAUCGACAACCACAACACCUCAACAUCAACCAAGGACCUGUACGACCUCCUCCCGGAGACCUCCCCGCUCGAGGGGCGGCUCUUCAACUCAUGCGCCAUCGUGGGCAACUCUGGGAUCCUCCUGGGCAGCGGCUGCGGGCGGGAGAUUGACGGCCACGACUUCGUCAUCCGCUGCAACCUCGCCCCCGUGACGGAGUACGUGAAGGACGUGGGCAGGAAGUCGGACCUGGUCACCAUGAACCCGUCCGUGCUCCCCACGGCGUUCGGAGGCCUGAAGGAGAAGCACUGGGAGGAGAAGUUUGUGAAGAGGCUGCGCAUGUUGGAGCACUCCAUGCUGUGGAUCCCCGCCUUCACCACCAUCAACGGGGAGAAAUACGUGCAAUAUACAAACAGACUCAUCCUGAAGAAUGACCUGAAUAUCAAGACUCUGUACCCCACCAAACACUUGGCACAUUCCAUACGAGGGUUCUGGCUCCAAGCCAAGACGAGGAUCAAGCGCCCCAGUACCGGUCUCUACAUGUACACCAUCGCCACCAGGUUCUGUGAGGAGAUCCACCUGUACGGCUUCUUCCCUUUCACGGUGGACGUCAACGGGCGGCCCGUCAGAUAUCACUACUACGACAACGGGAAGUACAACUUCUACGACAAAAGAAGACCCCAUUCCAUGCCGGUGGAGUUUCAGGCACUGCGCAGGCUACACGACAAGGGAGCACUCAGGCUUUUGACAGACAAAUGUACAUAGUAGUAGAAGUAACGUGCUUCGCCUUGAGGCCUUCGCUAUGUCUCAGAGUUUGCUUGUGUUAUCGUUCUUACAUUAAGAUUGUAUCAGUUAAGAUUCACAGUUCUUAACAGAAGCAAGAUAAUAACUGAAGAUGGAGAAUGUUUUGUUUUACUAACUAUAUACACAAUGUAAAAUGUAUUAAACAUUGCAUUGCUUUUAAUGGGGUUUGAAUGAAAACUUCAUCUUCAAAACAAUUGAAUAUGUUUCAUAAGUUAUGCCAUUUCACUAAAAAUGAUAACAGUUAUUGAUUGAGACUUAUUGUACCAUACCAAAGACAUACAAUCGUCAUGUAACUUACCAAGAUGCUAUCAUGAUUAUAAACCAUGCAUUUGUACCACCAAAAAUUCUCAGUAUACAUGUAAUUAUAAUAAUCAAAAAGUUGAUGCUGAGUAUAUUCUCUCACUGGAUAGUACUAGUCCUGUUGAAAAGGAACAUGCUGUAGAGCAAAGACAAAAUUUUCUUAUGAAAAGAAAGUGAUCUUUUUGAAUAACAAAAAAUAAAACAAAAUGUCAAUAUAGAAUAUGGCUCUUAACAUAUCAAUUUGUGAGGUUUGUCAAAGUUUUGUACAAAAGGCAGAAAAGUAAGAAUUUUUCAUAUUAAAUGCACAGAAAUGAUUUUAAAAAUUGCACCAGCACCACCCCACCCCCUUCACAGUCUAACCCCUAAAAAGUAGAAUCUAAAGUACAUGUAUAUCUAACGUUAGAGAGGAACUUUUUGAUACAAGAGAACACAGAUAGAUGAAGACUGACCUAAAAUGAGUUUGAAUGUCAUUGCCCGACUUCAUAUAAUAAAAUGAAAAAAAGAACUGCAACUCUUUGAGUAGUUGUGAUCACACUGAAGCCAGACUGUCUUUUUUACCCUUUAAAUGAUUUUUUUUAUAAAUAACAAGGUAGGCCAAGAAUAUAGAAUAGAUAGAAAAAUAUCACAUGGUGCUCAAAACAUAAUAAGACAUAACAAAACAUUAAAAAAUGUAUAACUUUGUUCUCAUGUGAGAACAUUUUCUCUGUUGUGUUUUUCCUUUAAACAUGUAACUACCAACACAGGUGAACUUAUAUAAGAUCAUAAGAAUGUGUUAUUGCUACCACACAGAAUAAAAUUGCACACUAGGAAACAAAUGAAAAAGUUGUAUGGGCAUUGAAAUCAGUGACACAGUGUCUUCUUUGAUCUUAUGAGAGUGAGUUCUUUGCAAGAGAUACUUAGGUCCAAAUACACUUUAUGUUUACUGUUGCUAUCAUCAUUGAAAACCACAGUCCGCUUUGUCAGUUGUUCUGGUACAUGUACUAAACCUCUGUACCUGAUGUUAGGUUUUGUAUGCAUCCCCUGUGUUAAAAGGAUGGAUAAAUACACUGUAACAGUAGCAAACUAUAUUUAAGAAACCACAAAUAUGUUGGCGUUAUUAGCUCGGCCUUCAGGAUAGUCUAGAUUGUACACAUAUCUUUAAACAUUCCUUCAAGGGUUUCACCUCUCUAUGCAGAACAGUUUUAUUUUCCCCAAGGGAAGAAAUGCAGAGAGUUUUGUAUGCUAACGUUUUAUUUUCAAAACUAGUAUACCCCAUGGUACUAUUAUAUAGUGAUUUGCUUGCCACAAUCUUGAAUAGCACGAUAGUAUUCUUUAUACUGUACUUGAAUAUAUGUAAUAUUGUGUACUAGCUGCUUGUUUUUAGUAUACAUGGAAAAAACAGAUUCGGAAAAUACCUUCAUGAUGACCACAACAUAAAGAAGAUACAAUUUGUCAGUAGAAUGAGGGAAGACCUUCAAUUUUAUGUGUGGUCAGUAUCUGACAGGAAUAAACAAAUAGAUAUAUACACGUACAGUGCUACAAGACUUACUUUGGCAGCAUGAUACCAGCAUAUUUCAGAUCACUGUCAAAUGCAAACUUAGCUGUUGAGAUUUGCAAUAUUUGUAUACAAAAUUUUAUAGACCUUAUACACGUACAAUGCUUGUUGACCUUCUAUUCAUUUUUGUACAGCUCCUCUUUAAUGAUGCCUUGCCUCCUAUGACUAUUGUACGGGACGUUUUCAUCAUUUUGUAUGUCUCAUAUUCUGUACUAUAUAGUAGAUUUAAUCUAUAUAUAGCAACUUUUUAAAAUGAUCUCAAUCUAUUUAUGGUAAGUUGAAUGGUGAAAAAAAACGUAGAUGCAUAUAACUCGAAUAUGAGGAAAAUUCUUUUGUUUUUGAUCUCAGUGCAUUAAAUUUUAAGGUAGUUGAUGGGCAAAAGAAAACUUUGAAUAUGUUCGACUACUUAUAGUAAACAGUUUUUAGUACUACUGUAGAAAUACAUGUACAACUGCAACCGUUUAAUGCAGUUUGGCAGAUAAUGAUAACUAUAGUUUGA